AUGCGUACGCAUACAACGGUCAAAGGUUUCUGCCUGUGCCACUUGCUGUGCGUGUGGCGUGUGACUGCCAGAUUGGGCAUCUAUCUGGGCUACUACAAUGUGGGCUAUGCACCGGAUGGCCAGUUCGUGUGGGACGAGCAGCUCUAUGUGCAGAUCAUGAGCGUGGCGAAUAUGAUUGCCUCAUUGGCGUAUCUAUGGCUCAGCCAGUGCUGGAUCUACGAUCAGCUGCUGUUCCUGCUCUUCGUGCCGCUCUACAUCUACUUUCAACGUCUGCGCCAGCAUCUGACCAAGCUGCUGAAUGCCUGCGCCCAAAUACAUGGCACACUGCAGCGCAUUCUGGGCGACAGGAUGUGUGUGCCCCUAUGGCGGGAGUGUGUGCUGACACUGCUGCUGCCCGUCGAGCUGCUUUUGCUAUUCGGCUGGCAGUGCCACAUGUACUACAGCUAUCAGUCGUGCUUCAUGGCCGGCGUCGCCUUCAUCUAUCACAUGCAGCUGCUCUUUUUGGGCAACUAUCUCAUCUGGCUGGCCAGCAUCUACCGGGCGCUGAACGUGUUUCUGCAGCACCACAUGAUCAGCUCCCGCGUGGGUAUUUUGCGCAACAUACUGCGGGAGCAGGUGAGCAUUUGGAGCGUGCAUUGGCACAUAAUACGCUACUUUGCCCUGCAUCUGCUCAGCUUUGUGGCAUUGAUUGCGUUGCGCUUCAGCCAACUGCUUCUGGACUGGCGACCCGCCAAUGUGCUUAACAUCGAUCGCCUGCGUCUGGUGCAUCUGUUGCUGCUGCUGAUACCAUUUAUAACGCUGCUGAUCAGCUCGUAUGAUCUGCAGAAGCAGCGUUGCCAAUUCUAUGGCAAUUAUCUGCAGCUGACGGAUCGCUUGGAGUACUUUAAAUUGAAGUCCUGGUGCCUGCUGCGUAACCAAACGCUGCCCAUGCCCUUCGGCCUGCCCAUACUGCAACCCUUCGCCAGGCCACAGCACAAACGGGAUGUCAUUAGCAUGUUGGUCAGUGUGACGAUGGUUCCUUGUCCAUGGCGUAAUCAAAUGUUUUUCACAGUUUUCCAGCAAUUUACCGGUCACACAUCUACGCCUAAAACCCCUGCCGUUGGCCAUCCUGGUUUCAUCAAAGUGGGCUGCCUGGUGUUGCUCUCCCUUUGGCUGUAUUUAUGGCAGCACACACACAUGCAAAUCAACUUCUACAACAGCUAUACGCAAGGUAAUUUCGAUAUUAAUGUGACGCAAACAAUUAGCCAGGUCUAUCGCUGGUACAUGUACGAUGAAUUAGAGUGA
Molecule: messenger RNA, 1284 nt
Organism: Drosophila montana
Lineage: Eukaryota; Metazoa; Arthropoda; Insecta; Diptera; Drosophilidae
Gene: Grl62b
Product: Gustatory receptor-like 62b
Exons: 2
Coding region: 1-1284 (427 amino acids)
Source: RefSeq, a predicted model, not a curated record